This is a messenger RNA of Mya arenaria, 2932 nucleotides long. RefSeq lists its product as uncharacterized. The coding region runs from base 287 to 2566 and encodes 759 amino acids. Lineage: Eukaryota; Metazoa; Mollusca; Bivalvia; Myida; Myidae. The transcript is spliced from 24 exons. The record is from RefSeq and is a predicted model, not a curated record.
ACAUGAAACUAUUGAAAAAAUAAUGUUGUUAUGAAAACUUUAUUUAAUAAUAAAUAUAUUAAAGUAGUGGCCAAUAUGUGGACUGUGCAUUGAAAUAAUUCUAGUCAUUCAAUGAAGAAUAAAAUAUCUUUGACAAUUCCAUCAAAACGCACCCAUAAAGUGUGGUCGGAUAUACAUGGAGAUUUAGUUAGGACGAAAUGAAAUAAAUAAAUAAGUGAAUAUAAUAUUUAAAGCUGAAUCAAAUAACACCUGUAUAAACACUUCCUCCUUUAAAUCGGGCUUUGUUAUGGUGAAAAUAGAUGCAUACAAUCCGAAGAAAAUUGUGAAAAUGGACUGGAUAUUCAUUCUUUUGUUGCCAUCAGUUAUACCUGUGUUUGAGGCAGCUGUUUGCAACAAAAACGAUUGUUGUCCCGGGACCGAAAAAGACUCAUGUAUAAAUGAAACAAAAGAAGAGUGCCUUAUUGCCAAACCAAUUCAUAAUAUUCUACGACGAAUUACUGGAUACCAGACACAAGAUGAUGAAUAUCCUUUCUGUGACUUCUACAUAUCGCCUGGCUGGUACACCCUCUGUGGCCAUGUGUUGUCGACUAAUCGGACUGGCUGCGGAACAGUCUUCAAUUGGAUUAGGACCGGUGCCUUGCCGGAGGACGGUCCAGAUUUAGUUGAUGUUUGCCUGACGAAAAAGGACGAGGGGGAGUGUCUGGAGAAUUCGCAAGUUAACGCGUCCAAAUGUCAUGAUGGCACAUACGUCUUUUAUCUUGUUGAUACCCAGAGUUGUCCUGAGGCAUAUUGCAUCGAGUCAGCAGUUGUGACUACAAAUAAAGAUUCCAUGUGUACCGUCAACGCAAAUGAAAAACGCUGUGAGGGGUGUUGCGUGAAUGACAGCGAGUGUUUGGCGAUCAAUGGUGAAUGCGUUUUCAACGUCUCUUCAGAUGUGGGCAAGUGCAAGUGUCGGCCAGGAAGUGUUUUCCGUGAUGGAAAUUGUUCUGAAGAAACAAAAGAAGAAUGUCUAAUUGCUAAACCAAUUCAUAAUAUUCCCCGACGAAUUAUUGGAUACCAGCCACAAGAUGAUGAAUAUCCUCUCUGUGACUUCUACAUAUCGCCUGGCUGGUACACCCUCUGUGGCCAUGUGUUGUCGACUAAUCGGACUGGCUGCGGAACAGUCUUCAAUUGGAUUAGGACCGGUGCCUUGCUGGAGGACGGUCCAGAUUUAGUUGAUGUUUGCCUGACGAAAAAGGACGAGGGGGAGUGUCUGGAGAAUUCGCAAGUUAACGCGUCCAAAUGUCAUGAUGGCACAUACGUCUUUUAUCUUGUUGAUACCCAGAGUUGUCCUGAGGCAUAUUGCAUCGAGUCAGCAGUUGUGACUACAAAUGAAGAUUCCAUGUGUACCGUCAACGCAAAUGAAAAACGCUGUGAGGGGUGUUGCGUGAAUGACAGCGAGUGUUUGGCGAUCAAUGGUGAAUGCGUUUUCAACGUCCCUUCAGAUGUGGGCAAGUGCAAGUGUCGGCCAGGAAGUGUUUUCCGUGAUGGAAAUUGUUCUGAAGAAACAAAAGAAGAAUGUCUAAUUGCUAAACCAAUUCAUAAUAUUCCCCGACGAAUUAUUGGAUACCAGCCACAAGAUGAUGAAUAUCCUCUCUGUGACUUCUACAUAUCGCCUGGCUGGUACACCCUCUGUGGCCAUGUGUUGUCGACUAAUCGGACUGGCUGCGGAACAGUCUUCAAUUGGAUUAGGACUGGUGCCUUGCCGGAGGACGGUCCAGAUUUAGUUGAUGUUUGCCUGACGAAAAAGGACGAGGGGGAGUGUCUGGAGAAUUCGCAAGUUAACGCGUCCAAAUGUCAAGAUGGCACAUACGUCUUUUAUCUUGUUGAUACCCAGAGUUGUCCUGAGGCUUAUUGCAUCGAGUCAGCAGUUUUGAAUACAAAUGAAGAUUCCAUGUGUACCGUCAAUGCAAAUGAGCAACGCUGUGAGGGAUGUUGCGUGAAUGACGGCGAUUGUUUGGCCAUCGAUGGUGAAUGCGUUUUCAACGGCUCUUCAAAUGUGAGCGAAUGCAGGUGUCGGCCAGGAAGUGUUCUCCGUGAUGAAACUUGUUCUGAAGAGCAACGCUGUGAGGGAUGUUGCGUGAAUGACGGCGAUUGUUUGGCCAUCGAUGGUGAAUGCGUUUUCAACGGCUCUUCAAAUGUGGGCGAGUGCGGGUGUCGGCCAGGAAGUGUUCUCCGUGAUGAAACUUGUUCUGAAGAGAAAACGACUGCGAAACUUGAGGAUACGUCGAAACUCAAAUUUGUGUUGGCAAUCAGUUUUCUACUGUGCGGAGGAAUAGCAGCUGUCGCAAUCAUUACCUGCCUUACUUGUCGACAAAGAAAGAAAACUGCAAGCAACACGGAAGACAAGAUUGGUGUAUAUGAUGAAAUUUCCCAUGACCCAUACACCAAACUGGAGACGGGAAAGGCAUGUGAGAAGACACAAUACUACCCUAUCUUAUUUGUUGUCGAAGGAAGCAAAGACAUUUAUCCGACAAAAGGCAGGUUUGAUGAAAUGAAUGAUGACCACGUAUACACAACAAUCUGAUCCCUCCCUGUUUUGUUGAACUAUUGAAAUUCGUGAUAUUUUAGAUAGUUACCGACUACAAAACCAGAUGGUGAAAAAAAAAAGAACAAAAAGUUUAAAAACACUCUUCGAGGAUAUAUACUUUCAUCACAUAAACCUUUUGACACUGUGUGCUUUGUUUUUAUACUAAAAAUUAAACUUGUACGUUGAUUUAGUUUUAUUGCCUAUAAUUGUAUUAAUUUUUAUGUUUGAUAACAGGCCCAUCUCGUGCUUUCAAUCACGUGACUUCAUACUAAAUGAAAUUUUAAUUUAAUUUUAAUCAUUUUACUUUAACAAUCAAUUGUAAGCAGAAUGUAUGAAAGUAUUAAAAUAAAUACAUGUACAUGA